AUGAUAGAUUUGGUUCGCAAUCUGUCGGCUUUCCUGAAGCUCGAAAAUGCUUGCACAGACAAUAAUGUGUUUCGCUUGCAUUACAAGUUAACGUCGUUAAUGUUAAUAGCAUUUUCACUGCUUGUGACAUCGAAACAAUAUUUCGGUGAACCAGUUGACUGUAUACCUGGAGCUCCGGACAUUAACCGCGAGACUUUAAACACUUUUUGUUGGAUCCAUGCGACUUUCACGGUGGAGCGCCAUUUCAAAGGCUCUGCGGGAGUGGACAUUGUGAAACCAGGUGUUGCAACACACCAAGAGGGUAAGGACAAGCUGACAUCUCAGCAUUAUUACCAGUGGGUGUGCUUUGUUCUGUUUCUUGAAGCUCUGUUCUUUGCCACACCUGGUUACCUCUGGAAAGCAUGGGAAGGAGGUUGUAUUCAUAUGCUUGCUGUUGAUUUAGGAUCUCCAGUACUGGGAAAUGAAUGGAAUCCAGAACGAAAGAACACUAUUGUGGAGUACCUUGCUGACACAAAACUGCGCCCUUUUACAGUCUAUGUCUUAAGAUUUACUUUCUGUGAGAUUCUAAACUUCAUCAAUGUGGUAUUGCAGAUCAUCUUGCUGGAUAGGUUUCUUGGAGGAGAAUUUGCAUUUCUUGGGCCAAAUUUUAUCAAAUAUGCAUCAUCAACAGAUUUUGGUCUAAAAAAUCAAACAAUGCCAUCUCCUCUGGAUCACAUGUUUCCCAAAGUAGCCAAAUGCAGGAUGUACUAUUUUGGUACAUCUGGGGGAAUGUCCAAGAUGGAUUCCCUGUGUAUUCUACCUCUGAACAAUAUCAACGAUAAGGUAUUCCUAUUCUUAUGGUUCUGGUUUGUGGCUUUGGCUGUGGUGUCUGCAGUGGCACUAGUUUACCGUGCAAUCAUCUUGCUGAGUGUUAAUACCCGAGUCUAUUUACUGUGGGCAAAAGCUCGCCUGCUUCCAAGGAAUGUUGCUGAACACCUGGGACAUUCUCUGCCUGUUGGAAACUGGUUUUUGCUCACUCAGCUUAGCAAGAAUGUCAACCCUUUUGUUUUUGUAGAACUGCUGAUAGAACUGGAUAGAUAUUUGACUAAGAAGACAUCCAUCUCAGCGAAAAAAAGUAACACUGGUCUUUGCUUGCAUUUGCCACACUCGCUCAUGGUUGAAGUUCUCAUAGCUCAGGUUACAUUGGAGCAUAUAACACCAUAUGUAGCAUGCCCCCUGCUGGACUCUCAGUGA
Messenger RNA from Schistocerca piceifrons (Central American locust), 1233 nucleotides. Its product is annotated as innexin inx2-like. Gene Ontology annotation, molecular function: gap junction channel activity. The transcript has 6 exons. Gene Ontology annotation, cellular component: plasma membrane; gap junction. Lineage: Eukaryota; Metazoa; Arthropoda; Insecta; Orthoptera; Acrididae. The record is from RefSeq and is a predicted model, not a curated record. Gene Ontology annotation, biological process: phototransduction. Bases 1 to 1233 code for a protein of 410 amino acids.